UCUUUUCGUUGUACUUUGUACUCUAUGCUACACUUUUGUUCUCUCCCUCUCUGUGUUCGGUGUGAUUUCACUUUUAAACCAUCACAUCUAUAUAAGGGUUGCAUGUCAGCAUAUACAAGUCAGUCUUUAGUUAGAACUUGAUUACAAAACACCUCUACUCGUGACUCUAGAGAAAUUUUAUUUAAAAAAUAUAAGCAAAAGCAAGAAAAAAAUUUAAUACAAAAUCUAUACAACUUAAGAAACGGGUGCGUCUUUUCGUAUGAGUGUUUUAAAGUGAAAAUCGAAUUAAAGAAAAACGAAAUUCAUUUAAACGUGUCGCCUUCCCGCAUACAUUGUAAUUAAAUUUAAUAACGUUUAAUGUUCCUAAUUAGACAAAAAGCCCAAGCAGCAAAGAAUAAUAAUUAUAAUUAAAUAAUGAAAAUAAAUAUGUAAAAGAAAAUUCUCCCAUGAGUUGUUCUUCUUAUUAACCAUAACAACCGAAGUGUGAAUAUGAUGAAAAAGUGAAAGAAUCCAACAAAAAUAAAACAAAACCGAAACGUAACAAAGUUUUUUUCUUCCUUCCUAAACGAAACAACAUCUGCACAACAUCAGAAAACAACAAAACACACUAAUAACAAAUAAAAAAAAAAUAGAAUUUGCUCCACUUUAUGUAAACGUCAAACGACAAAUCCUUAAACAUCUAGCAAAGCAAAAAAUAUAUACGAAAUAAAAAUAAAAUAGAGAAAAAUAAAAGCAAAUCGUUUGCUCGUGACGUGAUGUGAAAAUCGUAAAACGAACUUGAAAACACACACACACCUAUAAACAAACACAUACAAAUAAAUAAAUAAAACAACAAAGUUGCAAAAAAUUAUUGAAAGAAAUUUGUUAAAGUUUUUAUAUCGUGCUCCAUAAAUAACAACAAUUAAAACAAAAACAAACAUAUAAAAACACUCAAAAUGUUUAAACUGGAUUAAUUGCAAUCAAUUGCAUCUUUUAUAGAAAUUUUUAUUUGGUUUUGUUUGGAAAUUCUUUUAAGUUUCUUAAUUUCGUAUAAUUUCUUAUUGAAACGAAAACAACAUGGCUUUAACUAACAAAAUCGUCAUCUGUGUGCUGUGUGUUGCAACCAUCAUUGUCGGUGGUGUUAAUAUGCAAAAGCAACAAUUGCAAACUGAACAACAGCAGCAACAACCUCCUCUAUCUACACAUGUCACUCAACAGCAGUUGCAACAACACUCGAAUGCCAUAAUGGGCGAAGCCGGUGUUUCGAACAACCAAUUGCACACGCCCCCCAAUGGGGAUCACAACACACGCCUGGCCAGCCAGGAUAUGCGUUACGAUGCUCCUGACGACUGUCACUUUUUACCAGCUUUGGGACCUGACCACCCUGAAAUAAUGUUAACCUGUAAUUUGCGUACGGUCAACAGUGAAUUUGACACAACAAAUUUCAGUGUUAUUCCCUCGGAGCAUACAGUGGGUCUACAUGUUCUUUGCAAUGAUGAAAUUAUGGCGAAAAGUUCCCUAGAACCUCAAUCAUUUGCCCAUCUCCAGCGCCUGCAAGAACUCACGGUUAAAUACUGUAAAUUGUCGAAAUUCAACAGGCAUGUAUUGGAUGGUCUCACCCAGCUAAGAAAUCUAACUGUACGUACUCACAACACCCUGUGGCCUUCACUGAACUUUGACAUUGAGCCAGAGGCCUUUGCCGUAGUAAAUCAUUUGGAACGCUUGGAUCUGUCCUCCAACAAUAUUUGGUCGUUGCCCGAAAAUAUCUUCUGUACACUGAGUGGCCUUAUUUCGUUAAAUAUGAGUGAAAAUCGUUUGCAGGAUGUCAACGAGUUGGGUUUUCGUGAUCGCACUAAGGAUCAUCCUUCAGAUGCCACAACCUCACCGGACAGCAAGCGCUCUGGUGCACCCUGUAAUUUGGACAUAGAAAUCUUAGACGUGUCGUUUAACCAUUUUGUUUUACUGCCCGCCAAUGGUUUUGCCACCUUGAGACGUUUGCGUGUAUUGCAAGUGAACAACAAUGAAAUCUCCAUGAUUGGUGACAAAGCUUUAAGUGGUUUGAAAAAUUUGCAAAUCCUAAACCUAAGCUCCAACAAAUUGGUGGCUUUGCCUUCUGAAUUAUUUGCUGAACAAUCCGGUUCCAUACAAGAGGUGUAUUUGCAAAAUAAUUCCAUAUCGGUGUUAUCUCCUAAACUGUUUUCGAACUUGGAACAGUUACAAGCCUUGGAUUUGUCUUACAACCAAAUUACCUCUACUUGGAUUGACCGCAGUACCUUUGUGGGUCUUAUACGACUAGUAUUGCUUAAUCUAUCGCACAACAAACUCACUCAACUGGAUGCUGAAAUCUUUACCGAUCUCUAUACUCUUCAAAUUCUCAACCUGAGGCACAACCAAUUGGAAAAUAUUGCUGCCGAAACCUUUGCUCCCAUGAAUAAUUUACACACUCUUCUGCUGUCGCACAACAAACUUAAAUAUUUGGACGCUUAUGCUCUGAAUGGUCUAUAUGUUUUGUCUCUACUCUCCUUGGACAAUAAUCAUCUAAUUGGUGUUCACCCAGAAGCCUUCCGUAAUUGCAGUUCCUUGCAGGAUUUGAACCUCAAUGGUAACCAAUUGAAAACUGUACCUUUAGCCAUACGUAACAUGCGUUUAUUACGCACUGUCGAUUUGGGUGAAAAUAUGAUUACGGUUUUGGAAGACAAUGCCUUCAAAGGUCUUAGCAAUCUGUAUGGUCUACGUUUGAUUGGAAAUUACUUGGAGAAUAUUACCAUGCACUCAUUCAAGGAAUUGCCCAGUUUACAAAUCUUAAAUCUGGCUCGUAAUCGUAUUGCUGUUGUGGAGCCAGGUGCUUUUGAAAUGACUUCCAGUAUACAAGCUGUACGUCUAGAUGGUAAUGAUUUGAGUGAUAUUAAUGGUUUAUUCAGCAACAUGCCUUCUUUAUUGUGGCUUAAUAUUUCCGAUAACCGCUUGGAGCACUUUGACUAUGCCCAUGUACCCAGUACCUUGCAGUGGCUGGAUUUGCAUAAAAAUCGUUUGGUAGAAUUAUCGAAUCGUUUUGGUUUGGACUCUCAAAUACGCCUGCAAACCUUAGACGCCAGUUUUAAUCAAAUCCAACGUAUAUCACCUUCUGCCAUACCCAACUCCAUCGAGCUGCUCUUCAUCAAUGACAACCUUUUAACAACCGUAGAUCCCGAUACUUUUAUGCACAAGACCAAUUUAACCCGUGUAGAUCUUUAUGCCAACCAAAUCAGCACCUUGGACAUCAAGAGCUUACGCAUUUUACCAGUACAAGAUCACCGUGCCUUGCCUGAAUUUUACAUUGGAGGCAACCCCUUUACUUGUGAUUGCAACAUUGAUUGGUUGCAAAAAAUCAACCACAUCAAAUCCCGCCAGUAUCCUCGCAUCAUGGACUUGGAGACCAUCUACUGUAAGUUGCUUAAUAACCGUGAAAGGGCCUAUAUACCCUUGAUGGAAGCCGAACCCAAACACUUUUUGUGUUCAUACAAAACUCAUUGCUUUGCCGUAUGCCAUUGCUGUGAAUUUGAUGCUUGUGAUUGUGAAAUGACUUGUCCCACCAAUUGUACGUGUUUUCACGAUCAAACCUGGUCUACAAAUAUUGUAGAAUGCUCAGGAGCUGGUUACUCCGAGAUGCCCCGCAAGGUUCCCAUGGACACCACAGAAUUGUAUAUUGAUGGCAAUAAUUUUGUAGAGCUUGCUAGUCACUCCUUCUUGGGACGCAAAAACUUGGCUGUUUUAUUUGUCAACAACUCCAAUGUGCAAAUCAUCUACAACACUACGUUCAGUGGCUUGAAACGUUUGCUGGUUCUUCAUUUGGAAGACAAUCACAUCACCAGUUUGGAGGGCAAUGAAUUCAGCAAUUUGGAGAAUCUGCGCGAGCUGUAUUUGCAAAACAACCGCAUUGCUACCAUAGGAAAUGGUAGUUUCCAGGCUUUGAGGAAACUGGAGAUUUUGCGUUUGGAUGGCAACCGUUUGCUGCAUUUCGAGGUAUGGCAAUUAGCUCUCAAUCCUUAUUUAGUGGAAAUCGGUUUGGCUGACAACCAGUGGUCAUGUGAAUGCAGUUAUUUGAUGCGUUUCCGUAACUAUUUGGCCCAAAGUUCUGGUAAAAUUAUUGAUGCUGCCCGAGUAUCCUGUGUGUACAACAACGCCACCAGUGUAUUACGUGAGAAGAAUGGUACCAAAUGUACUUUGCGUGAAGAUGUAGCCACUUAUGUUCAAGCCAGCGAAAUUGAAAGUCUACUGCCCCUCUUACUAAUGGCCACUUGUGCCUUCAUUGGUUUCUUUGGUGUGAUUGCUGGCCUCUUCUGCUAUCGCCGUGAAUUAAAAAUGUGGGCCCACUCAAACUGUCUACUCAAUAUGUGCUACAAGUCGCCUGGUUUUGUAGAAGAUUUGGACAAAGAACGCCUCAACGAUGCCUACUUCGCUUACAGUUUACAAGAUGAACAUUUCGUCAAUCAAAUACUGGCUCAUACCUUGGAAAAUGACAUGGGCUACAGAGCAUGCUUGCACUAUCGUGAUAUAAAUGUGAAUGCUUAUGUCACAGAUGCCAUCAUUGAAGCCGCCGAAAGCGCCAAACAGUUUGUGUUGGUUUUGUCAAAGAACUUUUUGUAUAAUGAAUGGUCUCGUUUCGAAUACAAAAGUGCCCUGCAUGAAAUCGUUAAACGCAGAAAGCGCAUUGUGUUUAUAUUAUACGGCGAUUUGCCCCAACGCGAUAUAGACAUUGAUAUGCGUCACUACCUACGCACCAGUACCUGCAUUGAAUGGGAUGACAAGAAAUUCUGGCAGAAGUUACGUAUGGCUUUACCUCACAUACGUAGCAAACGUACCACCAACUGCCUGAGUAAUCGUUCUUCGGUAAAUAUUUAUGCACCAGCUCAUGAAUAUCAAGCAGCAGCCAACGGUCGACUGGUAGGUCAAGGUGCUGGUGGCGGUGUUGGUGUUGGUGUAGUUAGCGACAAACACUAUGCAGACUGUGGAAACUAUGCCACCAUAAACGAUUGUGUGCGAGGUUAUGCCCCCAUACCAACAGCAGCAGCGAAUUGUAAAUUCAAUACCCUCAAUGAAUUAGGCUACAAAGCAACCAAAGACAGCAAAGAAAUCCAACAUGCCAAAACGCUGGAAUUCCAAAGGCACCAUCACAUGCGCCAACAACCACUAACCUCAGCCGCACACAUGCAUCAUCAGCAGCACGAAUAUGCAGUGCCCUCUUACUAUGCCAUAGGUAAUGGCCAGGUUUCAAGGGGAGCCGCUGGUGAGAUUGUGGCUCCUACAUACGACAGUGUAGACUACACCAAACAACCCACAUUGCAAAAGACACCCAACAACUGCGACUGCAGCCAUGAACAACAGGGCCAGGUUACAACGACACAAACUGGCAACAAACGUAAGGCAGCCCUACAAUCUAGUUUCUCAUCCAACUUUACACCACCUCCACCGCCAGCGCCAGCCAACCCACAGGUGACUACAUUCAACUGCAAGAAACCACCCUGUACAUGUCGCAAAUCGACGGCCUCAGCAACAGAUGACAACCUCAGUUGUAGGUGUGCUGCCAAAAGUAGCAGCAGCAAUAGUACAAGCAGUCACAGUUCCAAUGACAGCUGUCGUCCCGAUGAACUCAAUCAAUAUGAAUCAAAUUUGUCAUUAAAUGAAAUCAAUACCACCACAGCUUCAGUUGGCGACGAAAGCAACAGCUUGUGGGCGUAACAUCCAAAUUACCAACAGCAGCAGCACCAACAUCAUCUUGUCCAGACCCAACAGCAAACAGCCGUUUGUUGACUUCCCCCGAAUGGAAGAGCCGGCUUGCGAGACGAUGAUGUCUUAGUUUUUAAGUUUUCCAAGGAGACAGACUACGUAACCAGUGAAUUUAUGAAGUGCACCUCUCUAUAUUUCAAGAAUAAAGGGAUCUCCCAGCACUUUUUGUAAAAAGACAAACAACUCUACUCUUACUCUAACUCUAA
This is a messenger RNA of Calliphora vicina (urban bluebottle blowfly), 5951 nucleotides long. It is a transcript of the gene Toll-6, whose product is annotated as Toll-like receptor 6. The record is from RefSeq and is a predicted model, not a curated record. Gene Ontology annotation, biological process: signal transduction. Lineage: Eukaryota; Metazoa; Arthropoda; Insecta; Diptera; Calliphoridae. Bases 1057 to 5697 code for a protein of 1546 amino acids. Gene Ontology annotation, cellular component: plasma membrane. Gene Ontology annotation, molecular function: protein binding. The transcript has a single exon.